AUGACCAUCCUUGGCCUUGGCCCUGGCUUUGCCACAACGGUUGCGAAGCUUGAGAGGAAUGCACCAGCGGUGGGAGUGGGCACAUCCCCAAGAGUGCGCUUUAUCCAGCAACAAGAGGCUCUUGCGGCACUCGCGGCUUUCUCGCAAUACGUCCACGUCUGGUACCCAAUCCUCCGUCCGGGAUUCUCGGAGCGCUAUCUCACCAUCAUUUCGGGGCCUUUAACCCCCGGGGCUGAGUCGUGUCUGGUGCUGCUCGUCGCUGCAAUUGGCACGCUUGCCCAACAAGACGUCGACCUGGGUGGAUCAUGCAAUGACGGCAGCAGCGAACUGUUUCUCGAAGCCGCCAUGGCGUCUCUACCUCCAGCGCUCACCGAAAACAGCAUCGAGAGUGUCCAGUGCAUGGUACUUCUCAGUAUCUACCACUGCUGCUUGUCCAAGCCUUGCCAGGCAUAUGACUACGCCAUGGUUGCCUCGUUUAAGGUUCAGAAUCUCCUCAAGUAUGUCGAUGCAAGCGACGGAGAGUUAUACGAGCACACGAAGCGGGCUUAUUGGGCGACAUUGCUUCUAGAAAGCGAACUCCGCGUACAGUUCGAUGUAGUUGCCAGUGGUAUUUGGAACCACGAUGAUCACGUCGCGUUGCCCAACAGCCGCCGCGCAUGGCAGUUCGAUUUGGAAGCCGGGUCGCCUCAGGGCUCGAUAACCUCUCCAGCAAGCAUCGUGUCGGCGGAAGCGACCCAGACCGAUCAAACUCAGUCAUAUUUUCUCGCAGAAAUAGCCAUGAGGCGCAUGCUGCACCGCUGCAACACUGCCAUCCGCAGGACGUCACGAGGCGGCAUUAUCUACGCUCCAAAAAUUGCACGAGAGCUGGAACUGCAGCUGGACGAGUGGUAUGACUACCUACCCGAGACCGUACGCUUCCAACGGCUUGAACUCAACGACGUUACACCGUCGCCUGAUUUCGCAUCAGUUGAGCCGCUCGGCAACUUUCUCUGCGUCCAGUACUACUGCUGCAAACUGUCAAUAUACUGGCCUGCAGUAUACCAGUGCAUGGAAGACGGCAUUGCCACGGCCGAAGUGGUUGAACACUGCGAGCGGUUUUUUGACGCCUACAUGCACCUAAUGCCAAGCUUGCUCAUCUGCAUUCGCCACUGCAUCGUCAAUCGCUGGACACUCUAUGCUUCCAUAUUCAUGACGUCGAUGGCAGUUAUGCACGCGUCUCAGAGUGAAUACCUCAGGACAAACUGUGUGGUCGACUGGUCUCGACUUCGCGCUUGCCUGGAAUCCACAAGUUCGGUGGACAGACGAAUUAUUGACACCAGCCCCUCACUGUCAUUUUUGGGUGAAGCACUGUUUGGGCGAGUGGCAGAAUCAUGGUCGUAG
Purpureocillium lilacinum is the source of this 1380-nucleotide messenger RNA. NCBI's taxonomy places the organism in Eukaryota, Fungi, Ascomycota, Sordariomycetes, Hypocreales, Ophiocordycipitaceae. The record is from RefSeq and is a predicted model, not a curated record.